This is a messenger RNA of Hemiscyllium ocellatum (epaulette shark), 1161 nucleotides long. RefSeq lists its product as uncharacterized. The transcript is spliced from 8 exons. NCBI's taxonomy places the organism in Eukaryota, Metazoa, Chordata, Chondrichthyes, Orectolobiformes, Hemiscylliidae. The record is from RefSeq and is a predicted model, not a curated record. The coding region runs from base 1 to 1161 and encodes 386 amino acids.
AUGAUCUGGGAGGAGAAGAGGUCCUUGAUGAAGAUGAAGGCUGAAUGUAAAGACCUGUCUGUGAUGCGAGCUGUCCUGGGGACAAUGCAGCUUCAGAUGAAAGAGAAAAAUGAAGAGAUUGCCCGGCUGAGGAGACUAAGCGUUGUCCAGCUGUGGGAACGGGAGAAAAAAAAAGUCAUGUCUGAAGCUUUGGAAAGGGAGCGGGUGUUGAAAGAAGAGACUGCGGAUCAAAAGGUUCAAUGGAUGGAACUUAAAGAGAAGCUGAUCAAGAAGCUGAAGGUACAAGAGGAGGAGAUUAAAAAGCUGCGUUUGAAAGAGAAGGUUUUUGCAAAGUCUCUUUCUCAUCUGGAAACCCAGGACCUGAAGGAAGAGUUGAGGUCUCUAAAGCAACAAUUACUCCAAACAGAGAAAGAUUUACACAAGUCCCAGUGUGAAAUUCUGAGGCAGCAACAACUCACCACAAUGUUCCUCACAAGUUUGAAAACUGAAUUACAGAAUGUAGCUAUCCAGCAGAAUGUUGGAUAUUAUGUGCCAUCUGCUGACUUUUACCACAUCUGCAGUCAACUGGAUAUCAUUGUCCAAGCUGCGCGUGACGGAUCUCUGAGCACACUGCCUGCAGACUCAGCUAUUCGCAGAUUCCCUCAGGAUGUUCCUGUUUUGUUCACGGAAUCUGCACCCUCUCCAUGCCAUGAACAAGUGCUAAAUGACCAAGAGGAAACAGAAAAACUCAAAGGAAUGCCCAAUGUCUCUGUAAACCAAACAGCUUCAGCUACUGGGAAGAAGGCCAAGAAAGGAAGGAGAAGGUUAAAGGCCAGAUUAAUCCAUAAGUCUGUUAACCAAACAGAUUUAAUAGAACUUCGUACCAAAUCUAUGACCCCACCACAUGAUGGUCUACCAUUUUCCUCAUCCUCAUCAGACCAGGGAAAACUGACCACUGGGGACGAAAACCAAUCAACCUCUAAAGGAAAGGGUCAACUGAGUCCUCCUCAUGAUGUAAGGUUUAUAUACCUGGGCCCUGGUUCUGACCUUGCCUACAGAUAUAAACCUCUUCUUCAUGUCCACUCGAGCAAACUUUCUGGGAUUGCCAAGUCUUUACAAUGUGACGUCUCGGGACUCAAAAGUCAAAAUGACAAAGAGAACUUGGGUGUCUCUGCUGUUUAG